Messenger RNA from Thalassophryne amazonica, 1179 nucleotides. Its product is annotated as serine/threonine-protein kinase Nek2-like. Gene Ontology annotation, molecular function: ATP binding; protein kinase activity. The record is from RefSeq and is a predicted model, not a curated record. Gene Ontology annotation, cellular component: centrosome; cytoplasm; nucleus. Gene Ontology annotation, biological process: protein phosphorylation; chromosome segregation. The coding region runs from base 37 to 1179 and encodes 380 amino acids. NCBI's taxonomy places the organism in Eukaryota, Metazoa, Chordata, Actinopteri, Batrachoidiformes, Batrachoididae. The transcript is spliced from 6 exons.
UAGAUCCUGGUAUGGAAGGUGGUGAACAUCCUGAAGAUGAGAAAAAUUCUCCAACAGAAGCUCAUCCAGGAAGUCAACCUCCUGAGGGAGUUCGACCACCCAAACAUUGUGCAGUAUUUUGAUCACUUCAUAGACCAGAAGAACAAAAAGGUCUAUGUUGUGAUGGAGUACUGUGAGGGUGGUGAUCUGGACAGCAUCAUCAGGGACUGCAUCAGGCAAAGGAUUUUCCUCCCGGAGGAAGUCAUUCUUCAGGUUUUGGUGCAACUCACCUCAGCACUGCAACACUGUCACAGACGCCCUGAUGGCAGUAUUGUUCUGCACCAGGACCUGAAGCCAGCUAACAUUUUUCUUGACCACAACUUUGACGUUAAGCUGGGUGACUUUGGGCUGGCAAACAUCCUCCCCAGUCGGAACGACUACAUCAAGACGCAGACUGGGACUAUUUUCUAUAUGUGUCCAGAAAAGCUGAACCAGACAUUUUAUCAUGAAAAGUCAGACAUCUGGUCCCUGGGAUGUCUCAUUUAUGAGCUGUGUGCUUUGAAGCUUCCGUUUUGUGGCAGAGGAGAGCGUCUGAUCAGCAGCAUCAACUGUGGGGAGUUCAAAAGAAUUCCAUCCCAGUAUUCAGAUGAGCUGAACUCCCUAAUCGGUGACAUGCUGCAGGUUUUGGACUUUCUGAGGCCGUCCGUGGAAGACAUCCUCAGCAGCAGCCUGCUCUCUGCCAUGGUUGCUCAACGAAAGCAGGGAACUGGUGUCUUUGCUCGUCAGCUUCCUGCACCCACGCCAGCUGCAGACCUCAGGCCCAGGGAGCCACAAGAUGUUCCACCAAGGGCACAGAAGCGGAGGCUAGAGGUUGAGCAUCACCAACCAAGCAAGCAGAGGCGAGAAGGUAAGUGUUCUCUCCAAAAAACCAAGGAGCUUAUUGGCAACUGUUUGUUCAUAACUGUAGCUGAGGGCUACAUCUCAGACGUGGUAGAUAAGUUGAAGAGUAUAGUUGACGACAACGGUAAAUACUUCAGAAAACUCAAACAACUCCGGGCCCGUGUCGAAGACCAGGAGAAUAGAAGCCGCAGGAAUAAUAUCCGGGUUAUUGGGCUGGAUGAAGGUUUGGAGAAAGGCGGUACUAUGACUGACUGUGUGAAGAAAAUACUGACUGAGGGCUUUGGAGAUACACGGAGAUGA